AUGGAUGCUAUUGUUACAAAAAUGGAGGAAACUUUAGAAAGAAAGAAAUCAAUAGCUAAUAUUGUCGAAAAGAGAACAAUGGUAAUUGACUAUAUAAGAAGAAUUCAUGAAGCAGCAUAUUAUGGUAAUUCAGGUUUUUCAUCAACACCAUCAUCAUUAUCAAUAUCCGAAAAAGAAAAAACAAAUAAUAGUAAUAACAAUAGCAAUAAUAAUAUAGCAAAUAAUACAAAUACAAAUAAUACAUUAACAACUACAGCAACUAAUAAUACAAGUGGGUUAUCUACAUCAUCAUCAGCAUCAUCCAUUUCAUCAUUAAAUACAAGUAACAGUGGUAAUAAUUUAAAUAAACUAUAUCAACAAGAAUCAGGAGGAUUAUCUCCAUCACCACCACAAUCACAAUCCAAUAUAUCAUGUUCAUCACCACCAGUAACCCCAUUUCAAUUAUUUCCAAAUCAUAAUAUGCAUUGGAUGAAUGUUACAAUGGUCCAAAGACAAGAUUUUGAAAAAUCACAAGAAAUUCAAAAGAGACUGUUAGGUUGGUUUUGUUUAGGUUUUAGUUUAGCACCAUUAAUUGCAACUGAUAAAGGACCAGCUUAUAUACGUUCAUUAGUUCAAUUGAUGGAGGAGUACGAUUAUCAUUUCGAAUUGGGUUCAGCCAUGCAAGGUGUCAAAGUAUUAUUAUCAAAAAAGCAACAAUCACACACUGUUGUCAACGAAAAUGAACAUAUCAAAUCAAAGAUCGUAAAGAUUGGCACCACUGUUGUUUACGAGUUUUUAAAGAUCUUUAAUAUCAGUAUAGCAAAGGAUUUAGAUUACUUCCAAGUUGUUUUUUCUCUUUUAGAAAUUUUAGAACAAAUUUACAGAAAAAUCGACAAGGAAACCUGCUCCUCAAAAUAUGUUUACGAAGCACUCUUAAAAGUAGAUAGUCGUUUAAAGCAUAACGUUUUUGGUUUCCUCUCUAAAGAAAUUGAUAAAAUGUCAAUGAACAUCAUCAAAGAACAAUUGGAUUUCACUUUAUUAUCCACAUCAAUCAAAGAUAAAGAUAUUCAACAACAUUUAAAUAUACAAUCAAAACUAGCAAAUAGUUUAAAUACUUCAACAUCCGGUAUUUCAAAAGAUAAUGGUUCUUUUGAUUAA
This is a messenger RNA of Dictyostelium purpureum, 1137 nucleotides long. RefSeq lists its product as uncharacterized. NCBI's taxonomy places the organism in Eukaryota, Evosea, Eumycetozoa, Dictyosteliales, Dictyosteliaceae. The coding region runs from base 1 to 1137 and encodes 378 amino acids. The transcript has a single exon. The record is from RefSeq and is a predicted model, not a curated record.